CCGCCAGUCGCUUUGUUCACCCAGCGUGCUUCGGAUCUCCGCGCGGCGAAAGCCAUCUGCUGCAGGGCAACAAAACUAAAAGAAAACUAGAACGGUCAGCUUGAGUGCUGCGGUGCCGAGACAUAGAUAGAGAGCGGAAGUCGGUGGUGUGCGUGUUUCCUUAUGGUUUUUUUGGUGUCGCGUUCUGUUCUGUACCUGUUUUUGUUUGGAAAUUCGACGUAGCUGGUAUACACACACUUGCGGAAAGGAAAGCGAGUCGCCAGUGGGACCCGAAGGAGAAGCGUUUCGCCAACAAUAACAAUUGAAUCUGGAUUUAUUGUGUAGUGGUGUUUCCAUUGGGUUUUUUCUUUACAUCAACUUCUCAACUCAAAAAAGAAGAGAUUUUCAAGGAUUAUCUCUUGAUGUGAUUGGAUAGUGCAUCGAUAGUGCGAGUUUUUGUUUGUUUGUAUAAUUGAUUCGUUGAUUCACCAUCAUGAAGGAAGAAGUGGUGGCCGCCGUCAAGUUCCUAGUGCGCUUUAUCGAGAAGAGCGAGAAAUUUCCGCGCGACCAACUGGAAAACUUUAAGCAUCAUCUGAUUGUACUUCUCAUGCAAAGAUUUGAGAAGCAUUGGUUCCCUGAGGUUCCGGCGAAAGGCCAGGGCUACCGCUGCAUCCGCGUCAACGGACUCAUGCCCGUCGACUACACGUUGGAGCAGGCGGCCAGCAAGUGCGGCCUCCAUUACAGCGACCUCCGGUUGCCCGCUGAACUCACCGUCUGGGUGGAUCCAACCGAAGUUUGCUAUCGGUUAGGCGAGUCGGAAGGCUCGUACUGUACAUUAGCAACUUUCCCGUCGGAAUCCUCAUCGUCCGAAUCGUCGAGUCCGUCGCCGUCGCCACCGACGACGCCCUUGCAGGACAAGGCGCGUCGAAGCAAACCGCUGCGACCGCCGACCGUCGACCCGAAGCACCAGCGCUACAGUAAUAACGUACCCGCCACACUUAGAAUUAAACCUAUCCCUAGAGAGUUGAAUUUCACCAUGCCACAGAACAGAUCGCAGUACCGCUACGAUGGCCCCACGUACCCGGUGCCGACGAUGUACCGAAGCAUGCCGUUCUCGUCAACCGCGAGACAUUACAAGAAUGUCGUGAGGGUGUAGGGGAUAUCGUCAGCCGCGAAAAACUGAAAGACGACACAAGAAACAUUCGCUAUAUUUAAUUGGUAUACGGUAACAUGUUACAAGCAACAACAACGAGUCAAUAACAAGCAACAACACAACUCGACGACGACGACAACGUAAAUAGGGAUUACUGAUGGUCAUGGAAUGGAAAUGAUAUUGUGUGUGCACUUUGCUGACUGCGAACCGCGAACGAGCAUAUUGUACUGUUUUCUUCUUUUGUUCUCACACACACACCAAAACACAAAUAUUUCAAUUUUUCAACCAAAAGACUUGAGAAUCAAAACCAGAUUCCUCCGAAACAAUUUACUAAAACUUAAACAAAAAAAAAAAACAAA
Dalotia coriaria is the source of this 1491-nucleotide messenger RNA. Its product is annotated as protein BTG1-like. Gene Ontology annotation, biological process: negative regulation of cell population proliferation; negative regulation of mitotic cell cycle. Gene Ontology annotation, cellular component: cytoplasm; nucleus. The record is from RefSeq and is a predicted model, not a curated record. The coding region runs from base 473 to 1135 and encodes 220 amino acids. The transcript is spliced from 5 exons. Lineage: Eukaryota; Metazoa; Arthropoda; Insecta; Coleoptera; Staphylinidae.